UUUUCCUUUUUGAUAAGUACUUGGUUUUGUUGAAAUAAAUUUUUCACUCUGAUUAUCCAUUAUCAACAAUUAACAUAUCCCUACCUCGGCGGCCACGUGGCAGCGAGUUUGCAUAUAAAAAGCCAAACGCAGCGAUGUAAAAUAUCAACGUGGAUUUGAAUUACAUAUUGAAAAUUUGAAGAAGAACGCGAAGUCAGGAUGAAAUCUUUUAUUUCGACUAGGUUAUGCCAUUUUUGGACUUAUGUUCUUAUGGCUCUUGUAAUCUUCCAUCUUGCAGAAAUUUCCUACUGCCAGACAACGCAACCACGUUAUAUAUUAUGUGGUGACGAUCUUCAUAGAGCUUCUGCUUCAGUGUGCCGGGAAAGAGGCUAUGAUCUAAACUAUGAUUGGACUGAAGCUAAUGAUUGCUGCACGCAAGGAUGUUCAUAUUUGGCACUUUCAGUUUUCUGCAACCCGCAGCAGACACCUAUUUCAAAUCGACCACGUUAUAUUUUAUGUGGUAAUGAUUUCAAUACCGCUCUUGAUUCGCUUUGUGUAAAUUUCUAUGAUAUAUCAAGGGCUAGUAAUGUCGCUCCACAAUGCUGCUCUCCAGGUUGCACGCUCUCGACACUUUUACCCCUUUGCAACCGUCAGACGAUUGGAUUCGUCUAAGGAUUACACUUGUUCUGCAAGCCCCCGAAAGUGACAUGUGUAUCCAGUAAAAUGGAUGGUGAAAUUUAUAAUCCAAAAAGUAAAGUGUAAAUCCUAUAAUAAUUUCUUUUAAGAAACUAAUCUAUGUUUCUGAACAGUAUAAAGUACAUCAA
Messenger RNA from Belonocnema kinseyi, 803 nucleotides. RefSeq lists its product as uncharacterized. Bases 199 to 651 code for a protein of 150 amino acids. Gene Ontology annotation, molecular function: hormone activity. The record is from RefSeq and is a predicted model, not a curated record. Gene Ontology annotation, cellular component: extracellular region. Lineage: Eukaryota; Metazoa; Arthropoda; Insecta; Hymenoptera; Cynipidae. The transcript has 3 exons.